Messenger RNA from Urocitellus parryii (Arctic ground squirrel), 1162 nucleotides. RefSeq names its product atonal bHLH transcription factor 1 (gene Atoh1). NCBI's taxonomy places the organism in Eukaryota, Metazoa, Chordata, Mammalia, Rodentia, Sciuridae. The record is from RefSeq and is a predicted model, not a curated record. Gene Ontology annotation, biological process: sensory organ development; positive regulation of transcription by RNA polymerase II; axon development. Gene Ontology annotation, molecular function: protein dimerization activity; E-box binding; DNA-binding transcription factor activity, RNA polymerase II-specific. Gene Ontology annotation, cellular component: nucleus.
GAAACUGCACCUCCCCGAGCCUUUGCAGUGCAAUGUCCCGCCUGCUACAUGCUGAAGAGUGGGCUGAAGUGAAGGAGUUGGGGGACCACCAUCGCCAUCCUCAGCCGCACCACCUCGCGCAACCGCCGCCACAGCCACCUGCCACCCUUCAGGCGAGAGAGCAUCCAGUCUACCCGGCGGAGCUGUCCCUCCUGGACAGCACAGACCCACGCGCCUGGCUGGCUCCCACUUUGCAGGGCAUCUGUACGGCACGCGCCGCCCAGUAUUUGCUACAUUCUCCUGAGCUGGGUGCCUCGGAGGCCGCUGCGCCCCAAGACGAGGCGGACGGCCGGGGCGAUCUGGUAAGGAGAAGCACCAGCGACGGCAACGUCAGCAAAAGUCCAGGACCGGUGAAAGUGCGGGAACAGUUGUGCAAGCUGAAAGGAGGGGUGGUGGUGGAUGAGUUGGGCUGCAGCCGCCAGAGAGCCCCUUCCAGCAAACAGGUGAAUGGAGUGCAGAAGCAAAGACGGUUGGCGGCCAACGCCAGGGAGCGGCGCAGGAUGCACGGGCUGAACCAUGCCUUUGACCAGCUGCGCAAUGUUAUCCCGUCGUUCAACAACGACAAGAAGCUAUCCAAAUAUGAGACCCUGCAGAUGGCCCAGAUCUACAUCAACGCCCUGUCGGAGCUGCUACAAACCCCCAGCGGCGGGGAGCAGCCAUCGCCGCCGCCAGCUUCCUGCAAAAGUGACCACCACCACCUUCGUGCUGCAGCCUCCUACGAAGGCGGUUCGGGCACAGCCACAGCAUCUGGGGCUCAACCAGCUUCCGGAGGGGGCCAGCGACCGACCCCACCCGGGAGUUGUCGGACACGCUUUUCCGCCCCGGCCUCCGCGGGAGGUUACUCGGUGCAGCUAGACGCUUUGCACUUCUCGACUUUCGAGGACAGCGCCCUGACAGCGAUGAUGGCGCAAAAAAACUUGACGCCUUCGCUGCCUGGGGGCAUCCUGCAGCCAGUGCAGGAGGAUAGUAGCAAAACUUCCCCCCGGUCCCACAGAAGCGACGGGGAGUUUUCUCCCCAUUCCCAUUACAGUGACUCGGAUGAGGCAAGUUAGAAAGGUGACAAAACCCUGAAAACGGAGACAGAAACAAAAUUGCCCUUUCCCAGUGCGCGGGAAGCCCCGCG